AUGUCUUCGACACUCGUCCGAGUCGUCUGGUUAUUGCUCUUGAUUUGCAGCUUUGUUUCGUCGUCCUACGCCGCACUGCAUAAAUGGGAAGCUACCAACUUCUGUAAAUGCAUCUGCUUUGCCGCCAAUUAUUCAAUAUUGCCGCUCGAAAUUCCUGACAACCCAUCCCAGCCUUGUCUUUCGUGCACUAAGCAAUGGUGUCUGAACCAGAACUUGCCAAUGUGUCAUGGCGCGUCUCUGGGCGACACAAAUCCUGAUACUGCGACUGGAAAAGAAGGCGAUGUUGAGGCACGCUGCUUUCAGCGGGACUCUCCUCGAGACCAGUUGGUUGUUACAAUUUUCCUUUUGACUGUGUUUGGAUUGUUGCUUGGCGCGGGGAUCAAGAGCAGGAUGGUGAAAGCAGGUUUCACUGAGCCACAGCUACCCUGGGAGGCAGGAAGAAGGUGGUGGGAUGCCUGGACGCCUGGCGCACCUAUUGCCCUGAGAAGUUUGAGGAGGGGGACGACGAGCGAAUAUGCCCCAGUCAUUAAUCCACAGGCGAAUCGAAUUAUUCAGGUGGACAUACUGUCCUGGGGGCUGCGGAUGACACUCGACCAAACAACCCACGAGCUGCAGCUUUGCAAGCAGCGGAAGCCAGACUCGAUGCCAGCAAGAAACGAGGGACACCAAACAACGGCGCUUUGGCCGCCAAAGCCGCAGCAAAUGCUUCUUCCCGACUACAGCCGGAGCCACGACAGGAGGAGAGGCUUGUGUGGGAUUGAUGCUAGUUUACGUUGUCUUGAGCUUGCUUUCGACCACCAUCGCAUGGAAUAUCUAUGGCAUCGAAAACCUCAACCUGACAAUUAUUUUGACCCUCAGUCCUUCUUGUUGUUCCUGCGUCGCAAUGACAACUUUCGACCAUACACAUAUUGGCCGCUUGUUCUGCUUUCUUGCGCAAUCACCCAGCAUCUCGCCACCAUUUUCGUAUUUAUAGCUGUCUUUGUGCGUCUCAGAGAGAAUCAGCUAGAUGCACACCUGCUUGUCUGGGUGUCUGUCAGUUGCUUCUUGGUCGGAUAUUUACUUUGGGAGCUUCUUGAGCGAAAGGUGGUUGCCACGGCUCAUCGACGCGCUAACCGCGUCAAGGCAGUCAAGUCGUCGAUUCUGAUUUUCUUGGCGCUCAUGUCCCUUUCGCCGGUGUUGCGCACGCUCACUGCAGCAACCUCGUCCGACUCAAUUUGGGCAUUAUCAGCAAUUCUGUUUGCACUCAACGCCCUUCUCGCAGAUUAUAGUGCAACUUCACUGCGCGGAGAGAGGCUUACCUCAGUUUUGUCUAUGAAUGCUGCCAUUUCGGCAUCGGUUGUACUUGCAUCGCGUCUAUCCAACGAUCUUGCUGUGUUCGCGUUGAUUUUAUUUUCGGUUCAAACCUUUGCUCUGUUUCCUCGGUUACGCCACCGUUUAGCAUCGUAUCACGCCAGGCUUCAAGUCGCAUUCACCGUCGUCUUGUUUAUAGCUUCGAUCAUCGUUGCUUUCCCAUUUCUCCGCCCAGUCAUCGGAGUUUAUAUCGUGUUGCAAUUAAGCCUCACCUUCCUCGCUCCGGCGGUCCUGGUUUGGGCUCAGAAAUUCAAAAAUGAAAUUCGUGGUCCUUGGGACGUCGCAGUUCCGAAAGUCAAUCGAAUGACAGCUCCAAGAUAG
Messenger RNA from Mycena indigotica, 1671 nucleotides. Its product is annotated as Phosphatidylinositol N-acetylglucosaminyltransferase. Gene Ontology annotation, biological process: GPI anchor biosynthetic process. Gene Ontology annotation, cellular component: membrane; glycosylphosphatidylinositol-N-acetylglucosaminyltransferase (GPI-GnT) complex. NCBI's taxonomy places the organism in Eukaryota, Fungi, Basidiomycota, Agaricomycetes, Agaricales, Mycenaceae. The record is from RefSeq and is a predicted model, not a curated record. Bases 1 to 1671 code for a protein of 556 amino acids. The transcript is spliced from 12 exons.